Molecule: messenger RNA, 7968 nt
Organism: Plasmodium fragile
Lineage: Eukaryota; Apicomplexa; Aconoidasida; Haemosporida; Plasmodiidae
Exons: 2
Coding region: 1-7968 (2655 amino acids)
Biological process (GO): mRNA splicing, via spliceosome
Cellular component (GO): precatalytic spliceosome
Molecular function (GO): protein binding
Source: RefSeq, a predicted model, not a curated record
AUGAACGAGGAUUUAAAAUUAGGAUCCAUCAUAUGGCCCAACUUCAAGUCCCCCUUUAGCAUUUCAUGCUACUGUAUGAAUGAGGGGUGCACCGUUUUAUCAGUGGGUAGCUACGAGGGCAGUAUAGUUUUAUUUAAAGUUGUAGAAAAUGUGUGUAGCGCGCCAGGGGGUGGUAGUUGUGCCAAUGCAAAUGUUAGUUUCCCCGUUUCGAAUGAAACAUGUGUGACUCCCGUGGACCGUGUUGGUGGUGUCUUUGUGUCACCAGGUGGGAGUUACAAAGAGGACUUUAAAAAAGGCACCGGGGGAGGGGACAAAUUGAGCGCUGUGGGGAAACAUCCUGAUGGGAAUGAAACCGCUGUGAGUAGUACUUUUGCAGGGGAAGGAGAACAAGGCCAUAAUGUACAUAAGGCUAGUGAGGUUAAACUGUAUGUUGGAGAGGGAAGAGGAAAGACAGAACAGUUAAACGCUGAUGGGACGAGUGCAUAUGUGUAUAGCGGAGGAAGGAGUAAUGUGAAGUUGGGGGAGCAAGCAGAAGGAGGAGAAGAAGAGAGAGGGAAUCCAGCAGUGGAGUCACCAGAAAAUAGAAUAAACUUUCUUCCAUACUGUAUCCUGCUAAACAAUAACACCAAUACAUGUAGCAACAGCAUCGUGCAGUUAUGCUUUGGGUUAUCUUGCUCGUCCCUCAUCGAGUGCAUAUCGAAGGAGAUUCUAAUUUCACUUCACCUGGAUAACUGCUUAUAUUUUUGGUCUCUAGAUGAAGGGAGAUGCUUUAAAGUGGUGAAGGGUUUCAAUUUUUUUAUUUACAAUUUGAGGGUGUUGCCAGAUAGGCGGUUUAUACUUUUGUGUGGAGAUAAGAAGGUACUUCUGAUGGAUCUGUGGGGGAACAAAAACAAAGAGAUCAUUGCUCAGUUAACAUUGGAUAAUUAUAUGGAGGGAAGUAAUUAUAAGAAAAGGGGUGUGGAAGGGGAGAAAGGAGGUCGAGGGAGUGGAGGCAUUUCCGGUACCGUUUCAAAUUCAACCCAUGGCGGUAAUAAAGCUUCUGGCACAGGUAUAAGUUAUUUCGUUGGGGAUUCAGUUGAUAGACAUCACUCUUCUUCGUCCAGUUCGUGGGAAAUGAACGAGAGGAUGGUUGUCAAUGGGGGGGAUGGAGUAGCAGCAGGGUCGUGGAGUGUAGUGACUGAAGCAAGUGAACAACCGCAUGGAAGUUCCCUUCCAUAUGGGAGCGCAGCACCUGGAGAAGGUGCAGACGAGGAAGGACACGAAGAAGACGGAUCCGUGCCUCUAAAAAAAAAGUAUGCUAAACGGGGUUAUACAAACGUUGGUGGUGGCAGUUUAAGGCAUAACGUGAAGAGGCAAACAAAUAGCUACGCUACUUUGGAGGAGCAGAAAUUUUCAGCAGAAAAUGUUACAGGUAGGAAUAAAACGGAAAGAAGUAACAAUAAGGAGAAGUUACGAAUAUGCUGCAUCGCAACAGGGUUAGUUCCAUACCUUAAAGAGGACAACCAACGGUCACUGAUCCAGUGCUUUAAAUUAUUGAAGAGGAAAUUAUACGGCACAUAUAAUAAAAAAAAAGACGAAGAUUUUAAACGGGUGGCGUUACUAGAUGAUGAAGAAGAAUUGAGUGGCAAUAAUUCAUCCAGCGAUCAGAAUGAAGAAUUUGAAAAAAUGAAGCAGGACGGAGUUAAGAACAAGUUAAAUAAUUUAUUCAACUGCCCAGUGUUUAUUGUUGCAUCGCUAUCGAAUGGAGACAUCAUAUGUUGGGACCUGACUGAUUUUUUAAUUUAUUACAAAGGUAAAUGUAGAUUCGUAAUAAGGAUAGAAAAAACGGAACUGGAUUUGUAUAACGAAAUUGUGAGUGAAAUAGCAGAGAAUUGUAUAAUGGAUGAACUGUUAAAAAUAAAUGUGCACACUUCUCAUGACAUGAAUUUGAAAACGCACGACAGAUGCUUGAAGUGCCAAGAUGUGUAUAAGCAAUGCAACGGAUUGUAUGUUAUAGAGGCUAAGUUUAUUUCUAAUCUGAGUCCAGCUGAGGACUGGGUUGAAAUUGCGACUAAUGGGAACUCGAGCCGUAUAGGGGUGAUAGACAGCUACGUUAUAAUUUUGCAGGAGACGAGAUUGAUAAUUUAUGAGCGGAAGGAAUUUUCCUCCAUGUUUGUUCCCCUCAUGGAUUUGUUUUGUCCGGACUAUCACCAGAAUUCUGAGAAGAGGAAGCGCAGGAACCCGCACUGGGUGGGAUUGCAGAUCGUGCGCCGCCCCCUGUUGAAGUUUUCCUCGGGUAUUUUCAAAAGCAGCGGACUGAAAAGUAAAUCCUUCGACGUGAUGCAAAAGUUAGCAAAAAAUGUAUGCGGUUCGAUAAUUGCCUGGACAACGGAAGGGAACUUUUACAGCUAUACAUUACCGCUAAAAUUUUCAAGCAUGUUCCUUUCCUUCCAGUCAAACAUAAAGUCCUUCUUCCUGAUGAAGGUUAAUAAAAAGUAUUUGGGUUCACUUAAGACUCCCAUCCCUAUAGUGAUAUACAAGGAACGCAUAUGCAGGAAGAGGAACAUGAUAGGUGAUAAGGAUGAAGAGGGAGAGGAGAACAGAGCGAGUAAUCAUAAUGAAGGAGGGAGCAACUACAACAAUAGCAAUAAGUUUAGGAUAAAAAUAAAUGAUAGCACAGAAAUGACUCCAAAUUAUUUAAAAAAUAACAUUUCCAUGGAGUCCAUAAAGUCGAAGGCAGCUUCGAAUGAUCAGAUGAUGCUCUCCAGGGACACUUUUCAUGAGUACAUGAAUGUGAUGAAAACCAGUACCAUGUGUAGAGAUACGAAAGGGAAUAAAAUGAAUUCUAUCAAGUAUGCAAAGUGCAAGGAUGAUUUAUUGUUUCUUUUUAUAAGUAGGAAGAACCCCAAUAGAGUUGUCCUCUUUGAGGGGUUACUUGGUGCCUGGUUUAAGACGACUAAUUUAGAGAAAGUUUGGCUUUUGCCUCAGAGGAAGAGGCCCAUGGAAGGGAUGAAAAUUGUGAAGAAUCGAAAUGAUAUGAUUUUGAGGGGGAAAAAAAAGGAUUCCGUUAAAGUGGUGAAUCCACAAGUGAGGGGGGAGGAUGAUAAUUGGGAUGCUACUGCGUGGUUGCAUAUGGAACAUGUCCUUCCGCCUAACAUACGUAGGUGCAGUGACCUCCUCACAGACUUGUUUCAGAAAAAGGCGUGUAGUGUGCGAGGCAAGCAUGUGGAACGGGGAAAACUAGAUAGUGGAGGUAGGUCCAUAGUGGCGUAUGCAAUAGCAGAGCGGAAUAACAGCAUAUACAUUUUUUUAAGUUUUACCAAUGGUCAUGUGUUAAGUGCGUUAAUUAAUUCUUAUGGAAAAUCCUCUCGCGGGAAAAUGAUGAGAAAUAGGGCAGGGAAAAUAAUAAAUGGUAUGGGAAGUAGAUUAGUUAGAGAGCUACCCAUCCCAAACUACGUCCUAAAGAAAAAUGUAUUCAUAACGACUUUGCAUUGUGAAAGGGAUUACCUGGUAGGGGGUUCCAGCAAAGGAGACAUUUUAAUAUGGGACAUAAGAAUGUUUAAGUUGAAGAAGUUUAUUAAGGCUUGCCAUUUUAACUAUGUUAGAAGCAUCCAUAGCGUUAUUGAUGAAAAUGUUCCGAAGAAAGUGGACACAUGUUCCUUGAGGAAAAAAACGGAAUCAUUUUGGGUUCUAAGUUGUGAUGCUAGUAAUAAUCUAAUUCUUUUCAAUUUGAAUGAAAGCAAAUACGACGAAAAUAAUUUUGAAUAUCUUUUUUGUAAAAAUGAUAGAUGCAGUAUAGUUAUAACAACAGAUGAGGAAUCGUUAAGGAAGAAAGAGUUGGACAUUCGCCAAAAAAAAAAAAAAAAAAUUCUGUUUUUAAAUUAUAUGACACAUUUUUUUAAAAAAAAAGGAUUAUACAAUAAUGGAAAAGUUACAGAAAGGAAAAACCACCUAUUGCAUCUGCUAAAAAGUAAAAAAGACUUAAGGAUGAAGCUAAUGAAAGGUUUUUAUUAUGCCACCUCGGGCACCAUGAACAAAUCUGUUGGUGAUUCUAAAGGAAGCUUCUUCCAUGUGAGGAGAAAAAUUCAUAAAAAGAGCAAGGGACAACAUAGGGAGAUAAGGAAUAUGAUCAAUGUAUGUCUUUACUGUUCUUUUAGGAAGCUAGAGAAGAAGAAUGAAAUUAAUUUUAAAUUAAUAAAUCAUGUGUAUAUCAAUACGUUCUCCUCUCUCUUGUAUAUCACUUCGAUGAACAACUUGGUAUUCAUUUAUGAUUAUGGGAGCGGGCGUUUCCUGCGUUCCCUGUAUGAUUCAGACUUUGCUGCAAUGUGUGUGGUCCCCACGGAGACCCGCCACAUGAAACUGGGAGUAGACAUCACAUCGGUGCGCAUCCUCAACAGGGUGCACACGGGUGGUAGGAAGGUUAACAGUGUAUUUGGCGGUGAGGUUGACGGCUGGACGAGCACCGAUAUGAAUAGCGACCGAAGCAGCGGCAGGGGGAAUGAUCGACGAAAGGUUAGAAGCGGAGGAGUUGCGCCAGGAAGCAUUUCCCUUGCGGAGCGGGGAAAGGAGCCUAGUGGAGAAAUAUACCACUGCAACCCCCCCAGGAAGAGCAUCUACCGCGCAAAAGUGCAUGGAAGCGCAUAUGGGAAGCACUCCUGCAGCUACGUUGUGAAAAGCCAAGUACCAGUCAUAAGUUAUGUUCUGUUUAGAGACAGCAAUUUGUCCAAGAAGGCUAUGCCAUUGACGAAGUUUUUAUUUCCUUUUUUUUUGCCACCGAAAUGUGUGCAUCUGUGUAGGGAAUUAUUCUCCUUCCUCAUAAGUUUUCCCUCAAUUCCAUUCUCGUUAUGUAUUCACGGGAAGGAGUCCACUCUGUCAACGUUGAUCCCUAUUUCGACUCAAAUAUAUUACUUCUCCAAGAUGCAUUCGCGGAAGGAGGGUACAUGUGAGGGACAUGUAUAUGUUACCAUUAGUGGAGGAAGGAGAGACAAGUACGAGAUUCAAGAAAAAAAAAAAAAAGAAAAAUUCAUUUUUGAUUCUCUAAACAUUGAUGAGCCAUAUAUUUACAAUAAAAAAUUUAAGAACAAAUAUUUCUUAAGUGAAGAGUAUAAAAAGAAGUACCUCAUUUUGGGGAUAAAGAUGGGGAGUCUCAAGCGACGGUGCAACGAUGUUAUGGAAUUUUCCAAGUAUAAAAAUUUGAUGAUGUAUAGGCAUGACGAGGGGAGCAGCAUCUUUACCGUCGAUCCGGGGGUAACUUCAGGUGUUGAUCUUUGUGAGACGGAGGAAUUUCAAGGUGGGACGGAAAAAACGCAACGGCCGAACGAAGGAGACAUGUUGAAGAGUAUCCGUGGCCAGACACAAAGUGGAAGCAACAGCGGGAGUGAUGGCAAUAGUGUUGUUGGAGGUAAUUCUCCUGAGAGGGCCACCUUUAAGGAACAACCUUCUGGGAUACAUAGCCAAGCGGAGAAGGGCGAAGGAGGGGUUGCAAAUAGCCUAAUUAGGAACGCCUCUUCAGUUAAAAGCUCUUUUCCGUGGCACAGUUUAGAGGACCCCAAAUGUGUGAACACUCGAGCGAGGAGGAAGAAGUACCAGAUGAUGCAGUACAAUUAUUACAAAGAUUUCAGAGUGCGUCAGAGGUCCGUGACGAGAUCAACCAAGUGGUUUUUGAAAUAUUCAGAUGAUGAGUUUUCGAAUUAUUCUUCAGACAAGUCUAGUCUGUACUUGUAUGUGAAGCAAGAUAAGGUUCGUCGGUCCCGACGGCUGGACCCUCGUGGUAGCAACACACAUCAUGUGCAAAGUCAAGUGAAGAGUCCAGUAGCCCACCGGGAAUUUUUCUUCGAGAACAACUCUGUGGAUGUGUACUGCAAUAGUGUUUACGUGAAGACACUGUACUGCUGCUUUAUGCUGCGAUUUCUGAGUUUGUGGUGUGGCAGUAGCACAGGGGGACGGUAUGAUCCUUCAACUCUGUUCAACUUUAGAAAGUACAUAAUUGAGAACCUACCAGAGAGUAACUCGUUGAAUCUGUUUCUCCUGAGCUACAUAUCGAUGUACCCAUAUGACAGGAGCAUACGAAUACAAUUGCAGAGGUUCAUGUGUACUGUGAUAGCUAAUAUAAAGGAUAAGACAUUGGAUAAGUACGCCAAAACAUGCACAGAAAUUUUAAGAAUAAAUAAUAAGAAAAAAAGAAUUAUAGAAAAGAAUUUGGAUGAGAUAUCUUUAUAUGAUACGUCAGGGACCUAUGUGAUUACAAUUAUUAUACCUAAAGUGGGAUCCUUUUUCUUUUACCCAUUUAUUUAUGCGGACGAAAUUUGCCUUACGUUGUUACUGCUACUACUUGUGGUGAAAUAUCAUUACUUAAGGAAGUCCAAAACGUUUUAUACCAAUGCCAAUAUGAUAACCCUAAUUGUGCAUCAUAUUUGCUACUACAUUUUUGUGGACACGCAGUGCCUAAUCGAGAAGGAAAACAAGUUUAACAGAUUUAAGUUGUUCCAUUUUAUUCACUUGCUAUCAUUGAGUUUUUCUAUCACGUGGGAUUUUCAUGUGCUGAUCCAGAGGGGCAUCUUCACGAGUAACAUGAAGAAUAUCUCGUACAUUUCCUUCAACUUGCAUUUAAAAAAGGAAGAUUUUAAUUUGAACGAAAGGAUGAUUGAUGAGAGUUAUUUUAAGGCACUGAAGGAUUAUUAUGUCUUGGGUGGUUCAUCAGCAGGAGCAACGAAUGCCCUUUCCGCUUCUGCGUCUGCGUCCGCGUCUGCUUCUGGUGGUGGUGCUUUUUCCGCGUCGGCCUCUGCUACUGUUGGUCCUUUUGCAGGGGACGCCAUGCCCAUUGCAGGAAGUGAUAGAACGUUAGGUCAUUCCGUAAGUGAAAUAAAUUUAAAGAAUUAUAUGGACGCUUUUGUUGGAUACACAGAUAAGGAUAAAUUGGGAGGAGAGUUUGAAUCGGAAAGGGAAGAACAGCUGUCACUGAAUUCGUAUGAAAAUAUUUUUUCUGAGGUACAAAGUGAAGGCAGGAGUGCAUGCCAUGCAAAAUCAAAUGAGGUGCUGGAAAUAGGGGGCACAAGUGGUUCAGUUUCAUCCCAAGGGGUAGGUGUUGGAGUGGUAAGACAGGUGAGCUUGUCAAAUAGAAUUCAUCGCGUGGAAGCCAUGAGUACAGGACAGAGUUACUACAACGAAUUGUAUGAGUUAUUAUGUGAUGAGAAUAAAAUAAAGAUGAUCCAAGUGAAGAGGAAAAAGUCACAAAUAAAUGAAAAUAAUUACAUUAACAUAUGUCAUUUUAUUUUGAAUAUCUUCGAUCUGUAUACACUGUCCAUGAAUAAUAUGAGUUUUUUAAAAAUAUUAAUUAACACGGGAAGAAUAGAGCCAUAUUUAUUUUUAAAAACGCUACAUUAUAUAACGAGUAAUGUAAACAAAAGGGUAUCCUAUAUGAACAGAAUUUUAUUUCUUCUAAUAAUUUUGAUUAAGAAUUAUAAAUGCAUGUUCAUUUUGUACAUGGACGUAAUAAUCGAUAUCCUUUUGAAUUCUUUGGACCCCUCUAACAACGUUCGUAUCCUGUGUCUGAAAUUAUCAACCAGCUUGAUUUACACCUUAGUUAAACAGUACCCGAUUUGCUGCUUUAAUAAAUUUACACAACGAUUAGCUGUGGCAAAUAAUAUGAACAAGUGCAUUUAUUUAUAUGAUUUGAAGAAUGCAAAAAAGUUGAAGAUCUUUCAAGGACAUAAGAGAGACAUUAAUUGUAUUAACUUUAACACUGCGGGGAGUUGCUUGGCUUCCUACUCCAAGUUAGACUUAUCGUUCAAAAUAUGGAACUGCACAAAUGCGGGUCUGUUCAGUGGGUUUUUAAAAAUUCAAUCCAAGUGCGCUAGGGAUAUACAGCUCUCCAGGAUUAAUAUAAACUACUUGUUCCUCUCCGAUCACUACAUAGAUAUUACUUACAAGAAGAAGAACGAGUGGGCCCUCAGGCGCGAAGACAACGCGGUGUAUUUGAUAUACAUCUAG